UAAUGGUGAGGUGAAUAGUUUACUCGUUAUUAUAAUAUAUAGUUUCUUCCAUCGUAUUAUCAGUACUAUAAAAAGAACACACGAAGAAGACGAUGUAGAAAACCAGAAAACUCAAGGUAUUUACAAGAAUUAAGCAAUAACAAUGGAAGGGAUAGAGCACCGAAUGAUUAAAGUGAAUGGCAUAAACAUUCACAUAGCUGAAAAAGGUGAAGGUCCAGUCAUCCUUUUCCUCCAUGGCUUCCCUGAGCUUUGGUAUUCAUGGCGUCACCAAAUCCUCGCUUUAUCUUCCAUGGGUUACCGAGCCAUUGCUCCCGAUUUGAGAGGCUACGGUGACUCGGAUGCUCCCGACUCAGUCGAGAGUUACACUUGUUUCCACAUAAUCGGCGAUUUGGUGGAGCUGAUAGACGUAUUGGAUCCGGAUGUAGGCAAGGUGUUUGUUGUUGGGCAUGACUGGGGAGCUUACAUGGCUUGGUUAUUGUGUCUGUUUAGGCCUGAUAAAGUGAAAGCUUUGGUGAAUUUAAGUGUGCCGUUUAGAAGGUUUGAUCGGGAAAUUAAGCCCGUUGAUGUCCGGAAAGCUAAUUACGGCGACGAUUAUUACAUAUCUAGAUUUCAGGAAUAUGGAGAAAUAGAAGGUGAAUUUGCAGAGGUUGGAGUGGAGAGAGUUGUGAAGGAAUAUUUGUGUGAUUUUCCAGUUUUGUUGCCAAAAGGGAAACUAUUCAAACGUCCAUUAGAUGAACCGAUUACAUUGCCUUCUUGGUUGACUGAGGAAGAAGCCAAUUACUAUGUCACUGUAUUCCAGAAAACUGGCUUCACUUGUCCAAUCAACUAUUACAGAAACCUUGGCAGGAAUUGGGAGCUCUUGGGACCAUGGGUGGGUAGUAAGAUCAAAACACCAGCCAAGUUCAUUGUAGGUGAUAAGGAUUUGGUUUAUGGUAUGGCAGGGAUGAAAGAAUACAUUCACAAUGGUGGGUUCAAAGAAGAUGUGCCAUCUUUGGAGCAAGUGGUGGUAAUGAAAGGUGUCAGUCAUUUCAUUAACAUGGAAAAACCAGAAGAGAUUAGCAGCCACAUAUAUGAUUUCUUUUGCCAAUUCCAUUGAAUAAAUAAAUAAAAAUCUGGUAAAAGUACUAUAAAAGUCCUUAUAUUAGGAGUUGAAUUGCAUCUUGUUCUCUCUACUAAAAAAAUGAGUAAAUUAGUCCUUAUAUGCUAGGUCAAAGAACAAAUUGGUCUUUUUGUUAAGAAUUUCAUCCAUUUCUUAGUGUUAAAA
This is a messenger RNA of Gossypium arboreum, 1264 nucleotides long. RefSeq lists its product as uncharacterized. The transcript has 3 exons. The record is from RefSeq and is a predicted model, not a curated record. NCBI's taxonomy places the organism in Eukaryota, Viridiplantae, Streptophyta, Magnoliopsida, Malvales, Malvaceae. Bases 143 to 1096 code for a protein of 317 amino acids. Gene Ontology annotation, molecular function: hydrolase activity.